AUGGUGAUCUCGGUCCCCAGCCACCGGCGCACCAUACGCGACGCAAUGCUCGGCGGGGGCCGCCAGCUACACAAGCCCCUUCGAUGCGCCUUCUACGACGGGAUUCCCGGUCAAGGCCUCGCCGCCGCGCUCGCCGAGGCCACUGGGAGCGUAUCCCUCUCCCGCACGCCCGCCACUGACGGCAGCGUCGGAGGGAAGGCGGCGAGGAACGUGCUCAUCCUCAUGAGCGACACCGGCGGCGGCCACCGCGCCUCCGCCGAGGCUCUCCGGGACGCCUUCCGCCUCGAUUUCGGCGACGCCUACCAGGUGUUCGUCAGAGAUUUGGGGAAAGAGUACGGCGGCUGGCCGCUGAACGACAUGGAGCGGUCGUACAAGUUCAUGAUCCGCCAUGUCCGGCUCUGGAAGGUGGCCUUCCACGGCACCUCCCCGCGCUGGGUUCACGGAAUGUACCUCACCGCCCUCGCCUACCUCUACGCCAAUGAGGUGGUGGCCGGGAUGAUGAAGUACAAGCCGGACGUGAUCAUCAGCGUGCACCCUCUGAUGCAGCACAUCCCGCUGUGGGUGCUCAAGUGGCAGAGCCUGCAGCCCAAGGUCCCGUUCUUCACCGUCAUCACCGACCUCAACACCUGCCACCCGACAUGGUUCCACCACGGCGUGACAAGGUGCUACUGCCCGUCGGCCGAGGUGGCGAAGAGGGCCCUGACCCGCGGGCUCGACCCGUCCCAAAUCCGCGUGUACGGGCUGCCGAUCAGACCAUCCUUCUGCCGCGCCGUGCUCGACAAGGAUGAGCUGAGGAAAGAACUUGGCCUGCACCCUGAACUACCCGCUGUUCUGCUGAUGGGAGGCGGCGAGGGGAUGGGCCCGGUGGAGGAGACAGCCAAGGCCCUCGGCCACGAGCUCUACGAUCACCGGAGACGCCGGCCGGCCGGGCAGGUCGUGGUCGUAUGCGGCAGGAAUCAGGCGCUGCGGUCCACCUUGCAGUCUCUGACAUGGAAGGUCCCUGUCAAGGUUAUGGGGUUCGAGAAGCAGAUGGAGAAGUGGAUGGGCUCUUGCGACUGCAUCAUCACUAAGGCUGGCCCUGGUACAAUUGCAGAAGCCUUGAUAAGAGGACUUCCAAUUAUUCUCAACGACUUCAUCCCCGGACAGGAAGUAGGGAAUGUGCCUUACGUGGUCGAUAACGGCGCCGGUGUGUUCUGCAAGGACCCAAGGGAGGCUGCGAGACAAGUUGCCCGGUGGUUUACCACAGAAACUGACGAGCUCAGGAGGUACUCCCGCAAUGCGCUGAAGCUAGCGCAGCCCGAAGCGGUGUUCGACAUCGUGAGGGACAUCCACAAGCUCCAGCCGCAACCUGCUGCUCUAACCCGGAUCCCCUACUCCUUGACCUCACAAUUCUCAUAUCAUAUAUGA
This is a messenger RNA of Triticum turgidum subsp. durum (durum wheat), 1407 nucleotides long. The record is from the annotation of a GenBank genome assembly. NCBI's taxonomy places the organism in Eukaryota, Viridiplantae, Streptophyta, Magnoliopsida, Poales, Poaceae.